AUGCCAAAGCUAAAACUUUACAAGACAAGCGUCUCUAGCAAAACCGACAAGCAUUUAUACACUGAAGAAAUGACCCUUGACGAGCCUCUAAAAAUCCCUCAUGCCGAAAAGAACGAGUUUGGCAAAAGCAUUUGCUUUAAACUCCCAAACGACGUCCUCCACUGCACUGUGUAUCCUCUGGUCAGGUUUGAUGAUUCUAUGGAGAUCACGAUUUCACCGGAUGGUAAAUUCAUUGAGAAGAAGCUAUUGAAACGCAUCCCAAAAGAUGCAUCAGAACUCCUCAAUGGAGCAGUCGAUCAGAACGAUUUGUUGUAUGCAUCGGCGGAAGCCGAAAUCCGCAGGAUGAAAAAAGAAAUGAAUGAAUGGGAAAAAGUGGAUGAUGAUCCAUUGCUCCAGUUUGGUGAGGAAAUGGCCCCUUUCUUUGUUGAUCGUCAUGGCCGUCAUCAAGAUAGCUACAC
This is a messenger RNA of Cylindrotheca closterium, 458 nucleotides long. The record is from the annotation of a GenBank genome assembly. NCBI's taxonomy places the organism in Eukaryota, Bacillariophyta, Bacillariophyceae, Bacillariales, Bacillariaceae.